UACAAGCAUGUCUGGAAGAGGCAAAGGCGGUAAAGGACUCGGAAAAGGAGGCGCCAAGCGUCACCGUAAAGUUCUCCGUGAUAACAUCCAGGGAAUCACCAAACCCGCUAUCCGUCGUCUCGCUCGGCGUGGCGGUGUGAAGCGUAUCUCUGGCCUGAUCUACGAGGAGACUCGCGGAGUGUUAAAGGUGUUUCUGGAGAACGUCAUCCGUGAUGCUGUCACUUACACCGAGCACGCCAAGAGAAAGACCGUGACCGCCAUGGAUGUAGUGUACGCGCUGAAGAGACAGGGACGCACUCUGUACGGCUUCGGCGGAAACAUGGCUGAAACCGCUCCUGCUGCCCCACCGGCCAAAGCUCCUAAGAAGAAAGCGGCAUCCAAACCCAAGAAAGCGGGUCCAAAUGUCCGCGAUCUCAUCGUUAAGACUGUGACCGCUUCCAAGGAGAGACAAGGCGUGUCCCUCGCAGCCCUGAAGAAGGCUCUCUCUGCCGGCGGCUACGAUGUGGAGAAGAACAAUUCCCGCGUCAAAACCGCCGUCAAGGCCCUGGUGACUAACGGCACUCUGGUCCAGACUAAAGGAACAGGCGCCUCCGGUUCAUUCAAGUUGAACAAGAAGCAAGCCGAGCCCAAGAAGAAGCCAGCGGCCAAGAAAACUGCAGUGAAAGCCAAGAAACCCGCCGCUAAGAAGUCGCCCAAGAAGGUGAAGAAACCGACCGCCGUGAAGAAGGCGACAAAGAGCCCCAAGAAAGCCAAGAAGCCCGCAGCUGCCAAGAAAGCAACUAAAAGCCCCAAGAAGGCGAAGAAACCAGCGGCUGCCAAGAAAGCAACCAAGAGCCCCAAAAAGGCGAAAGUUGCAAAGCCCAAAACGGUGAAGCCGAAGGCGGCCAAGCCUAAGAAGGCCGCUGCCAAGAAGAAGCUGCUCCGCAAGGGUAACUAUGCUCAGCGUGUCGGUGCCGGUGCUCCAGUGUACUUGGCCGCUGUGCUCGAGUAUCUGACCGCUGAGAUCUUGGAGUUGGCUGGAAACGCCGCUCGGGACAACAAGAAGACCCGUAUCAUCCCCCGUCACCUGCAGCUGGCGGUGCGCAACGACGAGGAGCUGAACAAGCUUCUGGGUGGAGUGACCAUCGCUCAGGGCGGUGUGCUGCCCAACAUCCAGGCUGUUCUGCUCCCCAAGAAGACCGAGAAAGCCACCAAAGAGGUCUUUGAAGAAAUGGCAAGAACCAAGCAGACCGCCCGUAAGUCUACCGGAGGCAAAGCCCCGAGGAAGCAGCUCGCCACUAAAGCUGCUCGUAAGAGCGCUCCCGCCACCGGCGGCGUCAAGAAGCCUCAUCGCUACAGGCCCGGUACCGUGGCUCUGCGAGAGAUCCGCCGCUACCAGAAAUCCACUGAGCUGCUGAUCCGCAAACUGCCCUUCCAGCGUCUGGUCCGAGAAAUCGCUCAAGACUUCAAGACGGAUCUGCGCUUCCAGAGCUCCGCUGUCAUGGCUCUUCAGGAGUCCAGCGAGGCUUAUCUGGUCGGUCUGUUCGAGGACACAAACCUCGCCUUAAAAGCGAACAUGUCUGGAAGAGGUAAAGGCGGUAAAGGACUCGGUAAAGGAGGCGCUAAGCGUCAUCGUAAAGUUCUCCGUGAUAACAUCCAGGGAAUCACCAAACCCGCUAUCCCUCUCGCUCGCCGUGGCGGUGUGAAGCGUAUUUCUGGUUUGAUCUACGAGGAGACUCGCGGAGUGUUGAAGGUGUUUCUGGAGAACGUCAUCCGUGAUGCUGUUACUUACACUGAGCACGCCAAGAGAAAGACCGUGACCGCCAUGGAUGUUGUGUACGCGCUGAAGAGACAGGGACGUACUCUGUACGGCUUCGGCGGGUAAACGUCUGCGCUCCUCUCUGA
Messenger RNA from Danio aesculapii, 1884 nucleotides. RefSeq names its product neurofilament heavy polypeptide-like. NCBI's taxonomy places the organism in Eukaryota, Metazoa, Chordata, Actinopteri, Cypriniformes, Danionidae. The record is from RefSeq and is a predicted model, not a curated record. Gene Ontology annotation, molecular function: structural constituent of chromatin; DNA binding; protein heterodimerization activity. Gene Ontology annotation, cellular component: nucleosome. Gene Ontology annotation, biological process: nucleosome assembly.